AGCCAGGUGCAGAAUUUUACCUUCGAUUUUCACUUCCAUGGAUUCUUCGUCUCAGUCACCGUCUGAACCUCCGGCAGUUCCUUCGCCUCAUCUACCUCCGCCUUCAACACUGCCCUCCGCCACAACUUUCGCCCUUGCUCCGCCGCAACCGUCCCCAAAUGCAAACCCUAACAUUAACCCCAAUUCAUUCCCGAACCAGAACCAGAACCAGAACCAGAACCAGAACCCCAAUUCCAAGACCUCAACUCCUCUGCCCAACCAGCCUUCACCGCAGCAACAAUCUCUUCCCACCUCUCAGCAAAUCACUAGGCCUUCCUCCGCAUUGACUGGAGCAUGGCAGCCGCCCUCGCAUUUCUCUCAUUUUCCUUCUCCUUCGCCUUCUGCGUCAUCUGGGCCGCACUCAACUAUGGUGUCUCCUUCGUCCCGCCCUGUUUCUGCUUCAUCUCCAGCCCAAAGGGGCGGCAUCGCCAUUGGGGUUCCAGCUCACCAGCCGAGUUCCGCCCCUCAGCCUGCUCCCUUUUCGGCAUCUUAUGGCCAGCACUUUGGUGGGUUGGGCCGAGGUGGCGUCAGCAUUAGCGAACCGGCCUCUAAUGCAACUUCUUCUCAGGUGAGACCUCCCAUGCAAGGAAUGCAGGGACUGGGGAUGUUGGGAUCAAGUGGUUCUAGUUCUCAAAUGCUGCAGAGACCAGUGCAAUCUUCUCUGAGACCGCCAUCUACCCCAAACUCAGCUUCCCAAAGUUUCCAAGGCCAUGGUCUUUUGAGAGUGCCCUCAACAAAUUCGCCAAGUUCUUCAUUGCCUAGUACGUCACAGAAUAUACAACCCUCCAACCAGCCUUGGCUGCCAUCUACUUCACAAGGAAAACCGCCUCUUCCAUCACCUUCUUAUAGACCACAGGCAAACUCACCUUCCAUACAGCAAAGAUCGCAUAUCCCUCAACAACAGAACCACCCCUUAGGUCCAGCUUCUCAGCAACAGCAGAUUUCAUCAACUCCUCAGCAACAACCCUCACAAUCACAUCAGCAGCAGGAGAAUUUUGCACAACAAUUCCAACCAUCAAGGGGCUCACAAGGUUUACCACAUCAGCAGCAGGUUGCAAGAGCUCAGGGGCCAGUUAACCAGAAGGCUUCUCCUCUUGCACCUCCACAAACUAAUAAUACUAAUACACAAACAAUGUCCCAGAGCAGAGCUAUAACUGCAGAAACUGAAGAACCUUGUAGUAGAAUUCUCAGCAAAAGAAGUAUUUGUGAACUGGUUAAUCAGAUCGAUCCAUCUGAGAGAUUGGAUCCUGAAGUGGAAGAUAUACUUGUUGAUCUAGCUGAAGAGUUUGUUGAGUCGAUUACAACAUUUGGUUGCUCAUUAGCAAAGCAUCGAAGAUCGACUACAUUAGAAGCAAAAGACAUCCUUCUACAUCUUGAAAAAAAUUGGAAUAUAACACUUCCUGGGUUUGGUAGUGACGAGAUCAAAAUAUUCAAAAAACCGCUUAUAAAUGAUACCCACAGAGAGCGUCUUGCAGCAGUAAAAAAGUCUAUCGUGGCAAGUGAGAUGGCAAAUACCAGGAGUUCUGCUGGACAGGCCACUGGAAAUACCAAAAGCAAUCUGGCAAAAACACCUGCAGUUUAGCAGGCUCACCAGAAGCUCUAGAUACGUGAGUUUGGCUGGGGCAUUUUACGAUGGUAUUGGAGUAAAAAAAAACUAGUUUUUUAAAAAAGGUGAGUAAAUUAUUGUAUAGCAUAUAAACGUAGCGGCAAGUAUUGAGACUUGCAACUUAUAUUCACAUACAGGUUGAGUAUCAUGAUUUUCUGACAAUGAAAUGUUGAAGAUUGUGCAGUAAUCGUCAUUACACGCCUAUAGAAGUAGAGGGAUUAAAGGCUUGUUCAAUACAAUAUGUUUAAUCCUUAAUAUUUCAAAAGGGUGAAUGUUGGUGAUUCAUUUUGAAACCGUUUUGUCUAUUCUCUGAUCCUUAAUACUAAGGUUAUCUGUUACCUUCGGGAGAAACAAAUAGUGACUAAAAAAAGUUGAAUUACUUUAUCCUUUUAGUGGUACAGUAAUAUGCACAUCAUGUUAAUUUUCUCCAGCUAGAUUUUUGAAGAUUGAUAUCUGGCUCUCAUGCAUGCAGGCGAAGUUCCUACCAUAUUUGAAAAAGGCAAAGUUAAUGGCAGUGUGCAACAGAAUGAGCUGAAAUUCUGCCUUGCUUCACAACUGUACCGCUCAGCAGUAGUCAAUGCCCUGGCUUACCAAUUGAACCACCAAAUGUUAUGGAGACAAAGCUAACUUCACCAGGUACCUUCAAUCAAAUCGUACAUUUCGAGAUAUCAUGUAGGGACUUAGCGUGACUUGUAAAGGUGUUUGUGGAUCAUCACGACUCUCCCGAGUGUGGUGGCUUGUAUAGACAUGCUGAAACAAAGGGAGCUGUAAUUUUUCUUUUAGGACUUCUUGAUUAAGAGAGAGAGGUGAUUUUGUGAACUUGGUGGAAUGUAUAUGAUCAGUCUUCCAUCCUUUUUUGGUUUAAAUCUCUGAUCUGAACUAGAUCCUGUAGCACAUGAUAGUCUUUGGAAAGAUGCUCAUGCUAUAUUGUUCAUGGGCGGAAUUUGCUUCUUGAAAAAAUGUUGUGGGCUUUCAUUUU
Messenger RNA from Momordica charantia (bitter melon), 2624 nucleotides. Lineage: Eukaryota; Viridiplantae; Streptophyta; Magnoliopsida; Cucurbitales; Cucurbitaceae. The record is from RefSeq and is a predicted model, not a curated record.